AUGGCAUCCGCUGUCGUCGAAACCGCACCUACGGUGGUUCCCAUCGUCGAGGACAAGAUUACGCUCACAGGCCUCGCACGCGAGCCUAUCAAGUCCAGUGGAUCUCUCGAUGCUUUCGAGUCCUUCGAUGUCACUCCAGUCAUUGGACGCGAAUUCCCCAAUGCCAACUUGAAAGACUUCCUGCGCGCCCCAAACUCCGAUGAUCUACUUAGGGAUCUUGCUCUGACCAUCUCCCAACGAGGAGUGGUCUUCUUCCGUAAGCAAGAUGGUCUAGACAACGACCUGCAAAAGGAGCUUGUCCAACGACUUGGUGAACUCUCGGGCAAGCCAAGCACAUCUGGACUGCAUAUCCACCCAGUAGCAAACUCGGGCCGGGAACACAGCGUCAAGGAUGAUGAAAUUAGUGUGAUCAGCUCCGCAGGCCGGGAAAAGCUUUACAAGGACAGAAAUACACGGAAGCAGACUGCACGCAGAGAGUGGCACAGUGACAUUACCUUUGAGCCCAUUCCUAGCGAUUAUACUCUCCUGCGUCUCACAGAACUUCCGAAAACCGGCGGUGAUACCUUGUGGGCCUCAGGCUACGAAGUUUAUGAUCGUAUCUCCGAGCCCUACCAGAAGUUCCUGGAAGGCUUGACUGCAACCUAUGCGCAACCUGGCUUCAACGAAAUUGCCAAACGCAACGACUUCACAAUCCACCCUGGUCCUCGUGGCGCACCUGAGAACGUCGGAGAGGAGCUCAUAGCUGAGCACCCUGUCAUCCGUACCAACCCUGUCACCGGUUGGAAGAGUGUCUUUGCUGUCGGCACGCACGUGCAGAAGGUUAAUGGUGUCUCCGAAGAGGAGAGCCGCCAUCUUCUCGACUGGUUCGUAACUCUCAUUGUUGAGAACCACGAUCUGCAGGUGCGCAAUCGCUGGCAGAACCCUAACGAUCUUGCUAUCUGGGAUAACCGAUCUGUAUACCACGCCGCAACCUGGGACUAUGACGGGCUUGGCCCGCGCACUGGGCACCGUGCUGUCGGCCUCGGCGAGAGGCCAUAUCUGGAUCCCAAGAGUAUUGGAAGACGGGAGGCGCUCGCCAAGAGCGAAUAG
Molecule: messenger RNA, 1089 nt
Organism: Penicillium samsonianum
Lineage: Eukaryota; Fungi; Ascomycota; Eurotiomycetes; Eurotiales; Aspergillaceae
Product: TauD/TfdA dioxygenase family protein
Exons: 4
Coding region: 1-1089 (362 amino acids)
Cellular component (GO): cytoplasm
Molecular function (GO): 2-oxoglutarate-dependent dioxygenase activity
Source: RefSeq, a predicted model, not a curated record